CAUUGCUCUUCGUGUGUAUCAUCCUCAUGUAUCAGCCUUGGAAGUGGGCGGUUUUUUUACUUUCGUAUUCACUUCAGUUUGGCUUUGGGCGAAUCACACACGUAGUUCCCAUUUCCCAUGUUUGGUCUGAGCAAGCCAGCUACAUGCGGUUUUUAUUUUAGUUAAACGGUCACAUUGAAUGAAAGAGAGGUUUAAAACCAGCGGGAUCUCAAGACAUGUCUGGAAAUAGUACGCACGAAACAUGCGAGAGCAUCAACCUGAACUUUACGCACUCCUUUCUGCCGGCGGGGUUCAUCACUGUGUUCGUCGUUGGGACGCUGUCCAACGUCUGGGGACUCAGGAGCGUGUGCACUAGCUGGAAAAAAAUCGGAAGCAUUAACAUCUUCAUGUUUAACCUGGGGGUUGCGGACCUGCUGUACCUGUUCACCCUGCCGUUUCUUGUGCACUAUUACGCAAGCAACAGCCUCUGGCAGUUCGGCCAGCCUUUCUGCAAAGUGACCCGCUUCUGCUUCAACCUCAACCUGUACGGCAGCAUCGGCUUCCUCACCUGCAUCAGCGUCUACAGGUACCUGGGCAUUGUGCACCCCAUGAGGGUGAUGGGAAAAAUCACCAGCUGCCACUCGCUGGCCAUCAGCGCCCUGGUCUGGCUUCUCGUCAUUAUCCAGAUCCUCCCUGAUAUGUUCUUCGACAAGAAUGAUCUCAAAUUAGCCCCAGACUCGUGCUACGACACCACCUCGAACGAGCUGAUCCAAAGAUACCUGCCGUACAGCAUCAGUUGGUCCGUCACAGGGUUUGCCAUACCGUUGCUUAUCAUUUUGCUCUGUUAUGGACACAUCGUUGUGGUUCUUGCCAGAAAGACCAACGUCAACCCUCUGCUGAAGCAGCGGUGUUUGAAACUGGUCGUGAUUCUGGUGAUUCUGUUCUCCGUCUGUUUCAUCCCCUACCACGUCUUUCGAAAUGUUAACCUGAAAACCAGGAUUUUGAAACAGAGUGGGAUUUGCCACGCCAGUUUCGACGACAUCUACAUUGCGCAUCAGGUCGGCCGAUUCCUGGCUUGUCUAAACAGCGUAAUAAACCCGCUGAUUUAUAUAGUUGGGAAUGAUGAUUUCCUUAUGAAACUUCAGCACCUCAGCAGGCGGACCCGACAGUCUCUGGCAGGCCUGACAGGCGCAGUCCUUUACCGUAGACCGAUAGACGCGGACGCGGAUUCACCGUCAGAGAUUCGCGGUAACUCCGACCUGAUGAAUGGAUAAGACCCACAAUUGUUUCACCCGAGAUACACUUCCGUCCCUGCGUAUCAUGCACCGCCAGAACUUCCACAUUUCCUGGAACAAUGUACCCUACAAUAAUGACGGAUGAUUUGCAAGAUAAUAAGACAAUUAUCUAGCAGUGCCAUAUGUCUGGAGGAUUUUUUUUUGUUUCUGCUGAACAUUAUUACAAAAGACAGAACAUGUUAUUUCCAGCUGAAGCUAAUGUUAGCAUCUCAUAGUGCUCUGAUUUUUUGCAUCAGAAUUGUACCAAACUAUGUGUAUUACUGUGAUUGUGUGCUUAAAAAAGCGGAUCUGUCCUGUGCUUUCCUACUGUGCAGUGCAAGAAAAGUCCAUGUAUUGUGCUUAAGCACUGCCAUAGCCUAUAUAGCACUAUGCACUGUUACUGCUGAAGCAUGGUUUGUGUUGUCCAUGUUUAACUGUCAGAGUCGCCAUUCCACAGCUUUCAAUUUUGCACAUUUGUUUAGUGUAAAUUGACGUGAGUUCAACAAAGAACUAUAACAGUGAUGUAAGUGCUGGGAUCUCAAGGUAAAAGAAAUACUCAAAACCUCAAAUAUGUUGUGUAAAAAGUCCUGUAUGUUUAAAUGUGUAAUAAAAUGUGAAUAAAAGUAUAGUAAUAAUAAUAAGUAUUGUCAACAAAGUGUACUUAAAUAUCACAAAUUAAAGUAAUUAGUAGUCA
This is a messenger RNA of Perca flavescens (yellow perch), 1947 nucleotides long. RefSeq names its product P2Y purinoceptor 1-like. The transcript has a single exon. Gene Ontology annotation, cellular component: membrane. Gene Ontology annotation, biological process: G protein-coupled receptor signaling pathway. Gene Ontology annotation, molecular function: neuropeptide receptor activity. The coding region runs from base 216 to 1253 and encodes 345 amino acids. The record is from RefSeq and is a predicted model, not a curated record. NCBI's taxonomy places the organism in Eukaryota, Metazoa, Chordata, Actinopteri, Perciformes, Percidae.